Molecule: messenger RNA, 770 nt
Organism: Urocitellus parryii (Arctic ground squirrel)
Lineage: Eukaryota; Metazoa; Chordata; Mammalia; Rodentia; Sciuridae
Source: RefSeq, a predicted model, not a curated record
CCGUGCGCAUGGUAACAGUCCCCCCACGCCACUACUGCACAGUGACCAACCCUGUGUCCCGGGAUGCCCAGGGCUCUGUGCUGUUCGAURUCACAGGGCAAGUACGGCUUCGCCACGCUGACCAAGAGAUCCGGUUGGCCCAGGACCCCUUUCCCUUGUACCCAGGGGAAGUGCUGGAAAAGGACAUCACCCCACUGCAAGUGGUCCUGCCCAAUACUGCCCUACAUCUUAAGGCGCUGCUGGACUUUGAGGAUAAGGAUGGAUACAAGAUAGUAGCAGGAGACGAAUGGCUAUUUGAGGGACCGGGCACGUACAUCCCCCGGAAGGAGGUGGAGGUUGUGGAGAUCAUUCAGGCUACUGUCAUCAGACAGAAUCAGGCACUGAGGCUGAGGGCCCGCAAGGAGUGCUUGGACCGGGAUGGCAAGGAGAGGGUGACAGGAGAAGAAUGGCUGGUCCGCUCUGUGGGUGCAUAUCUCCCAGCAGUGUUCGAGGAGGUUCUGGAUUUGGUGGAUGCUGUAAUCCUUACGGAAAAGACAGCCCUGCACCUCCGGGCUCGGCAGAACUUCCAGGACUUGCGUGGAGUGACCCGCCGCACUGGGGAGGAGUGGCUGGUGACAGUCCAGGACACAGCAGCUCACGUGCCCGAUGUCCAUGAGGAAGUACUAGGAGUCGUGCCCAUCACCACACUGGGCCCCCAAAACUACUGUGUGGUCCUGGACCCCGUGGGACCAGAUGGCAAGAACCAGCUGGGACAAAAGCGGGUCAUCAAG